AUGCAGAGGCGUUCCGCUUCACAGGAUGACAAUCACGCCGAUCGGGACCGGUGGGAUCGAGAGCGGGACCGGGACCGGGACCGGGAUUGGGACUGGGACAGGGAACGCGAUCGGGACCGAGACAGGGAGCAUAGGGAUAGGGAUAGGGAUAGGGAUAGGGUGAGAGAAAGGGAUCGAGACAAGGAUUGGGAAGGGGAUAAGGAGAGGGAUCGUGGUGAGAGGGAGCGAGAUCGAGACUUGAGGGAGAGAGAUUCCGACCGAGAGAGGGAGAGGGAGAGGGAGACUAGCCGGGAGAGGGAGAGGGAGCGGGAAAGGGACAGAGAUAAUGACAGGGACAGGAACAGGGGCAAAGACAGGGAGAAGGAUGGGGAGAGAGACGUUGGUGGGGUAGAGAAGAGCGAAAACACGGAUUUGGGCCAAGAAGGGGAUAAGCAACAGCAGUUGCCACUUGACCACGAGCGUGAGCUGUCAGACGCGUUUGGCCGCUUCGGCCAGGUGGAAGGCCUCGCGAUCCUCUACCAGAGGGAGUUUGCUUACGUGGACAUGGCCACGUCAGCACAGGCCAGCGAGGCGAGGCGGGUGCUGGCAGGGAAGCCUCUGCGCCCGGGCCUGCUGCCGCUGAAAGUGGAGUUUGCAUAUGCCAAGGGGUCAGCGGCGGGCGGAGGUGCGGCACAGUCGGCACCACCAGCCAGCCAGCCAAAGGAGAAGGAGCGCCCGGAGCGGCCGCGGGGAGCUGGGGUGCGGAGGGUGGUGUGGGUGGGGUGGGGGCCGGCACAUGUAGUCCCCGAGGAGAUCGACGCGGAGUUCCGGCGGUUCGGCCCCAUCGAGGACCUGCGCUUCCACCCCGACCGCGCCUGCGCGUUCGUCGACUACCGCUUUGAGGACGACGCGCAGGCCGCCGUGGCGUCCAUCAACAACGUCCGCACGCGCGACGGCGGCGUGUUCCGCGUUGAGUUCGCGAAAUCGGGCCCGCAUUCCGGCGGGGGAGGAGGGGGUAGCGGCGGCGGCGGCGGCGGCGGCGGCGGCGGUGGUGGUGGUGGUGGUGGUGGUAGAGGAGGUGGUGGGGGGAGUGGGGACGGGUCUCCUAGCGAGAUUCUAUGGGUGGGGUUUCCGAGCACGCUCACAGUCACAGAGGAGCGGCUCCAUGCGGCGUUUUCCCAGCACGGGCAGAUUCGGCGCAUCAAGACGUUCCCGGGGCGCACGUACGCGUUUGUGGAGAUGGCCACGUGCGAGCAGGCGACGAAUGCGAUCCGCGCGCUAGACCAUGUGCUGUUUAACGACGACCGCGUGCAUAUCCGGUAUUCCAAAAGCGAGUUUGCGUUUAUGCAUGCCGCAGACCCGCCCUUCUCCUCCCCUGCUGCUGCUGCAGCUGCCGCUGCAGGCGGCCCAGCAGGAGCUGCAUUUGGGGAGGGGUUCGGCGAGAGGGGCAGGCAGGGAGGAGGGAUGGGUGGUGGGGGGGUUUCUGUUGGUCCGUAUGAGGAGGAUCGGGGGUUUGGGGGGGAUAGGGAGUAUGGUCGGGGGAGAGGGCGGGGAAAGGGGAAGGGGAGGAGGGUGAGGGGAGGCAGAGGAGGGAGAGGUAGGGGAGGGUGGGAGGAGUGGGAUGGUGAUGGGGACUGGGAGUCGCCCCCUCGUGGGCCUGAGAGAGGGGGGAGAGGAGGGAGAGGAGGGGGGCGAGACGAGCGGGACUGGCGGGACGGGAGGGACGGGAGGGAGGGAUGGGAUGACAGGGAUGAGUGGGAUGAGCGGGAUGGGAGGGAUGAGAGAGAUGAAAGGGAGUGGCAGCGGGGGUUUGACUCCAAGCGUCCACGAGUGGACGGCCACUUCGAUCCGGAUAGCCGUGGCCGCUUUUACGAUGAUCGCGACGGGGGCCCUUUGCCUCCUCAUGGCCCUCCCCCUCAUGGCCCUCCCCCUCGUGGCCCUCCCAGCCGCAGAAGCAGUGGUUGGGACGUCGUAGUGCCCCCAGCUGCUUCUGCUGCCUCUCCUGCUGCUUCUGCUGUUUCUUCUGUCGCCGGGCCUCCCAUACCGGCCCGUCCAGGCUUGCCUGGGGCUCUUCCCGGCCCCAUGCCUCCUCCCGGACCUGGUUUCGUACCUGGAGGGCUGGCUCGGGCGGUUGGGGCUUCGGGUGGCGCGGGGUCGCAUUGGAAGGGGACGUUGGCCAAAGGGGGGAUUGUGGUGUGCCAUGCGCGGGCGAUUCCCAUCGGUCCAGGCAUCUCUGCACCCAUGCCUGAUGUGCUGAACUGCUCGGCGCGCACGGAGCUAGACACCCUAGCGAAGCAUGUGCGGGCAGCAGCGGAUUUCGGAGUGGUGGCCAUCAUUCCCGAGGCACAGCCGGACGUCCCUCCUUACCAUGACCUCGUGCAGUACCUGGGGGAGAAGCGCCGAGCAGGCGUGGCGAAGCUGCCUGACGGCUCCACGCUCUUCCUUGUCCCGCCCUCCGACUUCGCUGUGUCCGUGCUCCAAGUGCCCAGAAACGACUCCCUCUUCGGCGUUUACUUAAACCUGGGGUGCCGCCAGGUGUUCCGUCAGGUGCCCUGCCAGGUGCUCCGCCAGGUGCCCAACAAGGCCUGGUUUCUCCCAGUCCUCUUCCGCAGGCCACCCCCCUUCCUCUCCCGCACACAGGGCUGA
Messenger RNA from Closterium sp. Yama58-4, 2625 nucleotides. The record is from the annotation of a GenBank genome assembly. NCBI's taxonomy places the organism in Eukaryota, Viridiplantae, Streptophyta, Zygnematophyceae, Desmidiales, Closteriaceae.